This is a messenger RNA of Paramormyrops kingsleyae, 3110 nucleotides long. RefSeq names its product zinc finger protein ZIC 5-like. The record is from RefSeq and is a predicted model, not a curated record. NCBI's taxonomy places the organism in Eukaryota, Metazoa, Chordata, Actinopteri, Osteoglossiformes, Mormyridae. Gene Ontology annotation, cellular component: nucleus. Gene Ontology annotation, biological process: regulation of transcription by RNA polymerase II. Gene Ontology annotation, molecular function: DNA-binding transcription factor activity, RNA polymerase II-specific; RNA polymerase II cis-regulatory region sequence-specific DNA binding.
CGCUUGAGGACAGAGUGGGGAAAGGAACAAGCAGAGUUACAGAAAGAACAAAAGAUGAAAAACCUCUGUCCAUAAGUUAUUGUUACUGAUAUUGCUUUGUGUGUAUAUGGGAAAACCAACAACAGAUAGUGUGGAUGGAUCUGGCAGUGCAGUUAUGGAGACCACUUUGAGCAAAAGGAAAUUGGCGGUGAGUUUAGCGGAUCUGGCUGCAACUCGAGCCCUCUCUCCUCAGAAUAUUCACCUUCACUCGCACAAUUUCCAUCUUCACCCCGUGGAGAUGGGCAACAACUCUGAAAUGUUGCCGCAUAUUCCAUUCGGACCUGAGCAUAUGACACAAACAAAUUCUCUGAAAAACACUCCGUUUCAGAUCACCGACAGCCGCGCCGAACCACAGACGACAUUUUUCGGCUCUGCAGUUGGUUUAACAGUGACAAAAACCAACUCAAACUACCAAACCAGCAGGGACUACAUAUCAAAAAGAGAAGCCUGUCAAUCUACUAUGCAUACACUUGGUAACCGACAAGGUUCCGCCUCCUCUCCGGAUCAACAAGGCAUGUUCCUUCACCCAACAGGUGUCUGUGGAUACGAGAAUGGUGUUGGCCAUCCAAUCCUUGUCGGACUUAAAGAUGAAACUAUACCAACUAGCCGUGACAAUGGCCGUAACGGGUGUUUUUCGGAUGUCAAAGACAGGCCAGAAAACUUCGGUUACGGGCCAGAUCCCUGUGAGUCUUUUCCUCGCAAAUGUAAUUCUACGAACUUUAAUGUGAACGUCGCUUCGACUAGUCACGGCGAAGCGGGGACGUUUCUGAGGUACAGGAGACCGCCCGUUAAGCAAGAGUUAAUUUGCAAAUGGGCUGACCAAGGGCGCAGUUCGAAGAAAGUUUGCUCACUAACAUUCAGCAAUAUGCAAGAACUGGUUAACCAUGUUACCGCCGAGCAUGUCGGGGGAGCCGAACAGAGCAUCCACGUUUGUUUCUGGGAGGAAUGCGCACGAAAGGGAAAAUCUUUUAAAGCAAAGUAUAAACUGAUAAAUCACAUCCGAGUCCACACGGGAGAAAAACCUUUCCCCUGUCCUUUUCCGAGUUGCGGGAAAGUGUUUGCUCGUUCGGAAAAUCUUAAGAUUCACAAGAGGACGCACACAGGAGAGAAGCCAUUUAAAUGCGAGUUUGAUGGAUGCGACCGGAAAUUCGCCAACAGUAGUGACAGAAAGAAACACUCCCACGUCCACACGAGCGACAGGCCGUACUUCUGCAAAAUACAGGGCUGCGACAAGGCCUACACGCACCCCAGCUCGCUAAGGAAGCACAUGAAAGUUCACUUCAGGCCUUCUCCUCCUUCAUCUCCACCUUCCAACACAAAAGCCGCUUACCGUUCCUUGCCCAGUUAUACCAGAGAACCCUUUCCCCCGAUUCCUGGCCAUACAAAAUGCGGUGCAGUUAAACUAUCGCCCAAGGUUAAUAACCUCAGCGAGUGGUAUGUUUGUCAGGGGAGUGCAGGGCCUAAUAUUCUUUGCAUUGGGAGCGAGGACGAUUCUUUCAGAAAUUCAGAGCCAAGAUCAAUAAUCUGAUAAUGGCGCCAUUACACGUGCUGCCAAAUAGAAUAAGCAGAGAAGAGAUACAACAAGUGUAUAUGCUGGAAAAGGAAUAAUAUCAGAUGUCAAGUCGUUAAGGUCAAGAGCAGUUUAAACCAACGCCCUCCCCCCGCCCCCAACCCCUUUUUCUUUUAAUGAUAAUACGAUGUACACGUCCAGGAUUGAAAUAUUCAUGAAUUAUUAAUAUGUCGCACACAAGAACCCGCUCAAAGAAACAAAAAUUUCUAAGACUGUGAGACAUUAAGUAUCGUGAGUGUGUUGAAUGACGUAUGUAUGAUGUGUGGUAGGAAUUACGUGAUUCAGAUGUCACUGGUUAAUUAUUAAACAGUGACAUUGUCCAUUUGAUGUAAUUAUUUACGUAACUCUUCACAGGUGACUGGUUUGAUCGAUGUCCGAUCUCAGCAUGAGCUUAUAAAUCAGAGUUUUUCUGUCAGUUAACAGCCAUAUAUUUUACAUACAAGAAGGUGGUAACAUUUUGAUACGCUAUGGUUAUUAAUAGAUAAAUAUCAUAUGGAAAUUAUUUUCGAUGACGAUGACGCUUUUACGUCUAUGUUAAAGGAGCAUGCUCUUUUCUAGAAAUUGUAGGUAUAAACUAAUGCUAAUAAUAAUUGUUAUUCAUAUUCUUUAAUCUCUGUUCCCCCGAGACCAUGGGAAUAGUACCCAUCUCAUCUCCUCGAAAUAUGUAGGUUAUUCGUUAUUUUCCUAGAUUUUCUUAUAGGUGUUUUUUCUGAAGCUGUUUUGCUUCAAUAAACCAUUCCUACCAAAAUCCACGGGAAAAAUUCUAUAUUAAAUGUUAAUACAUUUAAAUAACUGGCAAUAUGUAAUACUCCAAUGGAGUCCCUUCUUAGAGAACAUCACAGAGGCGCGACACGGAUUCGGACUUUCAUUUAACACGCACAUACGCAACAAACCUGCCCUGCUUCGUCUUCAAAUGAUCUCUUCUUGAGCGGAAGAACUAAAUAUACGGAACGGUUUGGGAAACCUGUAAAAACUGAAAAGAAAACGCAAAAUAUUUCGAUACCGCUAACUAAAAUUAAUUAGUGGGUAACGAAAUUAGAAAACAACAGCUUUUAACGUUUGGCGCCAAAUAUUUCAAGAAAAAAACGUUACUGCUUUGCUCAUUUUUCCUUUGGCAGUUCACACCUUAAGAAUAAAAAUUCGUUCGAGGAAUCCAAAUAAUUUGAAAGACGUAUUUCUCUUCGAAAUGAAACGUGAUUCCUUAGUAGUCCAUAAAAUAUAAACAUUUUUAAAAGACAAAGGGUGAAAGGUAAUAUUCACUCUUCGCUCUUGUACUGUCUUAGUUUCAUGUGAUGUUAGCUAAGUACAUCUUGACAUUAACAUAUUUUGGCUCCCGUACUCAGAAUUUUCUGUAUGUACAUAAUUAAAUUUGAUGUGGACCAACUGGUGUUGUGAUCCCAGUCUUUUGUCCAUAAAUUUCUAUUUGGAACGAUCAAACAAUGGUUCUAUAUUUAACACAAGCACUCCUUGAAUGGCGAAAAAUAAACAGGAUGAAAAAUAA